Seminavis robusta is the source of this 699-nucleotide messenger RNA. Lineage: Eukaryota; Bacillariophyta; Bacillariophyceae; Naviculales; Naviculaceae. The record is from the annotation of a GenBank genome assembly.
AUGGGACGAUACAGUUCAGUUCAGGCGUAUGCCGACUCUAACAGCAAUAUGCGGAGCGUGUCGUACGAGCAGGCGACAGGCUCCGGUGAAGUCAAAAAGGGAGCCGUCAAGGCCGAAAAGGUCUCCAAUCCAUAUGGCUCUACGGCGGGUGCCGGCUCUGGGGAGUUUCAUGUCUACCGUCACGCCCGUGCUCGAGAACAGGAGCGAUGGAAACAAAUCAACGAACAAGAAAAGAUGGAACGAUUGGACAAGGAGUUCAAAGACAAAGUGCAAAAUUUCGAUGAGGAAACGAAUAACAAGACGGAUAAAAACAGAAAAAAGAGGCAACGUCAAAAGGAGGCCAAAAUGAGAAAGAAAAAUCUGCAACUCUCGGGGGUGGCAGCAGCCGUGGUGGCGCAGCAGGAAGAAAAGGAGAAGAAAGAGCAGCAAAAUAACGGCAAUCAGAAAGAAGAUGUGGAGUUUACAUACAAACCAAGCAACAACGAGGAAGAGCAGCAAGACGAUGACAAAAAACAACCAGCCAAGGAAGUGCCUCCAACAGCCGAAGCCAAACAAUCAGCCAUCCCGAAUGAUGGGUCAUUCCUGGAAAUGAUGAAGAAGAAUCUCGCCGAAUCAGAAUCUAGUAAUGUGCCAGAGGAAAAGAAGAGCGAUCCUGGCGAUGAUGAGGAGGAACCCCCAAAGAAACGACAAGCUACGUGA